CCUCAUCAGCAGGAACAGAGUUAAGCAACCAGGAACCAGCUGUCAGUCAGAUACCUGGUCAGUCACUGGUUCCCGUCGGUAAAACGUCAAUAAACCUACGAAAGAAGUUAAAAAGCCUGAUUUAACUAAACCUAUUGAGGUUACUGACCAUAUGGAAGUUGUAGUAAAUGGGAAGAAGUGUUUGCUCAAAGUAAAUCCAGAUACAGGCCAGUUGUGUGCCUACCCACUUGUUUCAUCCGGUAAGAGAAGAGGAAGACCAAAGAAAUCCGAGGUAAAAGGUCAGAUGUCAGACGAGGCUAAAAGACUUAUAAAAGAGCAAUCAGACUUGAUGGGAGAAAGUGUUCAAAAACUUGUACCAGAUCAGACCAGUAGUGCAGCACAGGGGCUUCUAGAACUGUCCAACACAGGACCAGAUGGUGUUAGAAGAAGUGCUAGAAGUAGAGGAAAACCUAAAACAUUGCAAGAGUAUGAAGUAUUAGAGCUGUCAAGUGAUGAUGAUGCAGCUGAUGAUGGUGAUGAUGAAGUUCUACCCAGCGGUGCAGUCAGGAAGAGAAAAACACAAGUGAACAAAGAUUACAUACCACCUGUAGCUAUACAAACUCCCGGAGUUCCAAGGCGGGGCAGAGGUAGACCACGGAGAUAUCCCCGCCCAGAUGAUACACCAGUAACCAAUCAGAUUCCAGCUGUGAUAAUUCCAUCAGGAGAUGGACAGACAAUCAUGAUGGCACCACUUCAGGGAAUGUCCAGUUUAGAAGCUUUUCAGGAACAGGUAAAGAACAUGCCAAUAUUUCAACAAUCAGGAGUUGAUGAUGAUGGACUCCAGUAUCUGAACAUCUCCAGUCUGAUAGAUUCCUCUGAUGGAAACACGGUGAGUGUACAGCUUGGUGGAGCAGUAAACCUGGGCGAUACAGAGGAUAUUUCUAGUCAGUCAGUUCUUAACAGUGAUUCUAUAGAUGAUAAUACUGAAGAUUCUGUUGAUGUAAAGCCGGUUGUGUUGACAGGAGGAGAUGAAACCGAUGUAAAAGAUGUUAAAGUUGAUGUACAGAAAGAAUUGAUAGAUAAAUUAGAUGUUGGUAACAAUGGUAUUAAAGACAAGGUGUCUGAACCAAACGAAGGCCAUCCAACCAUUAUACAGAUACCAGAGAACCUCCUACCAAUGUUUACUCAGAAAAAAGACCCUGUCAAAAUUGGACUCAAGUCAUCAGACGCAAUUUUAGAGAAGAUGAAAUGUCAAUUGUGUGAUUUUCAAGGGUAUUAUGAACAACAGUUUCAGGACCAUAUUCUGACACAUAAAGAGGCGCUUAAAUGCAAAUGUUGCAAAUACGCCUGUUUUCAAAAGGAUGCAAUGAUUGAACAUUUUAGGAAAAAUCACCCACGAUGCAUCUGCAGUUUCUGUGAUCACAUGGCCGAGCAUGCCUACAUCAUCAAACGUCAUACGAUGCGACACACCCAGGUCGGCUGUAAAUGUGACGUCUGCGGUAAAGUAUAUAAGGACCAGUAUGUGCUGAAGAUGCAUGUUAAAAUGGUUCACAUGCCAGCUGAGGUUCUGUUUGAAUGUAAUGUAUGCAGUAAAAAGUUUACGAGAAAAGCUCAUCUGAAACGCCAUCUUAGAAUACACGACCCUGAAAAACCGUUCAAAUGUCCCCAUUGUCAAUACAGAGGUUGUGAGAAGUCGGACAUUGUUAAGCACCUUCUUGUACACGAGGAGCCAAAACAUCAGUGCAACAUUUGUCAGAAAUCAUUUAGGCAUAUCAAAAAUAAGGAACUCCAUAUGAAAAGGCAUAAUGGACAGCGCGAUUACAAGUGCGGGGUGUGUGAUUUCUACGGGUACACAUUUACAGAUAUACGUAAACAUAUCGAACGUAAACACACGGACUGUAAAUCUCUAAUCUGUGAUAAAUGUGGCAUGGUGUUCAGAUCUGACCUUCAGUAUAAGGAACACAAGUCACAAGCCUGUGAUGUAUUUAUGAUAGAACAAGCAUUAGCUAUAGCAACAAGUGAUGGUGGCACAGCUCAAGCAACGAUACAGAUUCCCAGUAACUAUACACUAGAUGGUAACCAGCAAUUACAUGUUGGCGGUCAGAGCGUUUCCAUUGAUAAAGAUGGUCAGAUUACAGUACAUUCCGUGGGGCUACCAGGUGAUGAUUAUGAUGAUGGUGGUAGUAGUUUUGGUGGUGAUGAUAAUGAUGAUGAUGAUAAUGAAGAUGGUGGUGUUAGUGAGGAUGAUGAUUAG
Messenger RNA from Ruditapes philippinarum (Manila clam), 2233 nucleotides. RefSeq names its product zinc finger protein 35-like. Gene Ontology annotation, cellular component: nucleus. The transcript has 16 exons. The record is from RefSeq and is a predicted model, not a curated record. Gene Ontology annotation, molecular function: RNA polymerase II cis-regulatory region sequence-specific DNA binding; DNA-binding transcription activator activity, RNA polymerase II-specific. The coding region runs from base 152 to 2233 and encodes 693 amino acids. Gene Ontology annotation, biological process: regulation of transcription by RNA polymerase II. Lineage: Eukaryota; Metazoa; Mollusca; Bivalvia; Venerida; Veneridae.